This is a messenger RNA of Acanthisitta chloris (rifleman), 1694 nucleotides long. It is a transcript of the gene TBP, whose product is annotated as TATA box binding protein. Gene Ontology annotation, molecular function: DNA binding; RNA polymerase II general transcription initiation factor activity. Lineage: Eukaryota; Metazoa; Chordata; Aves; Passeriformes; Acanthisittidae. Gene Ontology annotation, biological process: DNA-templated transcription initiation. The record is from RefSeq and is a predicted model, not a curated record. The coding region runs from base 185 to 1105 and encodes 306 amino acids. The transcript is spliced from 7 exons.
AGGCUUUGGUUAGCAUUUUAGACUCAUAUUUCUCUGGAGCUGAUGUUUUCCUAACGCUUCAGCUUGGCUUUAGAAGCUGCUUUGCUGGAAUGUUUUAAACGGUUUAAAACCCUCUAGGAUUUGAAGUUUAUAUAAAUAAAUUGAAGGAAUUACUUCUGGCCUCACCAAAGAAAUAACUGGAAUCAUGGAUCAGAACAACAGUUUGCCACCCUACGCUCAAGGCUUAGCCUCUCCUCAGGGCGCAAUGACUCCAGGAAUCCCAAUUUUUAGCCCGAUGAUGCCAUAUGGCACAGGAUUGACACCACAGCCUGUCCAGAGCACCAACAGUCUGUCCAUACUGGAGGAACAGCAGCGGCAGCAGCAGCAGCAGCAACAACAACAAGCAGCACAGCAGUCAACAUCACAGCAAGCGACACAGGGAACAUCGGGUCAGACUCCCCAGCUCUUCCAUUCACAGACUCUUACCACAGCCCCUUUACCAGGAACCACACCUCUGUACACCUCUCCAAUGACUCCCAUGACUCCGAUAACUCCUGCAACACCGGCGUCGGAGAGCUCUGGGAUAGUGCCACAACUACAGAACAUUGUGUCCACAGUGAAUCUUGGUUGCAAACUUGACCUAAAAACUAUCGCACUUCGUGCCCGAAAUGCUGAAUAUAAUCCCAAGCGUUUUGCUGCUGUUAUUAUGAGAAUAAGAGAACCACGUACUACUGCACUGAUAUUCAGCUCUGGAAAAAUGGUGUGCACAGGAGCAAAAAGUGAGGAGCAAUCCAGACUGGCAGCAAGGAAGUAUGCAAGAGUUGUUCAGAAACUGGGUUUUCCUGCAAAAUUUUUGGAUUUUAAAAUUCAGAACAUGGUGGGCAGCUGUGAUGUGAAAUUUCCCAUCAGACUGGAAGGAUUGGUACUCACACACCNNNUCUUCUCUUACAGCUAUGAGCCAGAAUUGUUUCCUGGCUUAAUCUACAGAAUGAUCAAGCCAAGAAUUGUGCUGCUUAUUUUUGUUUCUGGAAAAGUGGUUUUAACUGGUGCUAAAGUACGAGCAGAAAUCUAUGAAGCAUUUGAAAACAUCUAUCCUAUUUUAAAGGGAUUCAGAAAGACAACAUAACAGUUUCUAUAUGUUUCAGAGAAAUCAGGGGUAUAUUUUACAAGGUAUUGUGUAUGGCACAGCAGUAACAAGAGAUGGACUUCCAGUGCAACUGCAACACCAGGACUUGGACUAUUUCCCAGUUAGUGCCUACUUCCCUGAUGCUCAAGGGGAACUGUAUUCUUGAAUAUGUCUACUGAGUUACUGUGAGUUGCUUUACUGGGCUGUUCCUGGAUCAGCCCCUCCAAUUUUUAUUUAUAUUCUAGCUUUUAAAUAGUUUUAAUGCCAGUUCUAUUAAUAGAAGAUCUGUAAGUUGGUUUAAAGACAAAUGCAACUGUGUCACUCAGUGUAUAAACCACUUCAAUUGCCAUGUAUAUAUGUUUUAACUUCCUUCCAUAAGACCAUGGUUUUUAUAAUUUUCAGAACUUUAGCUUUUAAAUUUUUUUCAAUUUUAAAUUUCUUUGGUGCCAGACACAUUCCCUCUUUCCAGUAUUAAGCAAGAUAGAAUAAAUUUAUUAAUGAAAAUGGCUCACUGUACAUAUAUAUAUAAUAUAUACCUUUCUUCUCUUUCCUUCUUCAACUCCACAUGUACAAUAAACCCUGUUUAUAC